This is a messenger RNA of Ostreococcus tauri, 1065 nucleotides long. Its product is annotated as Short-chain dehydrogenase/reductase SDR. Lineage: Eukaryota; Viridiplantae; Chlorophyta; Mamiellophyceae; Mamiellales; Bathycoccaceae. The record is from RefSeq and is a predicted model, not a curated record. Bases 1 to 1065 code for a protein of 354 amino acids. The transcript has a single exon.
AUGGGCGCGACGUGGGCGUCGACACCGUCCGGAUCGACAUUAUCCGUCGCCUCGAACGCGAAUUUGCUCGCGAUGGGCAUCAAGGUAGGGUGCGCGGAGAACCUCGGGGGGAAGAUCGCCGUCGUCACCGGUUCGAACACCGGGAUCGGGCUCGAGACGGCGCGGAUGUUGGCGGAUUCGGGCGCCAAGGUAAUCAUGGCGUGCAGAUCGGUCGAGCGCGCGAGAGAGGCGGCGAAGCGGGCGUCGAGGGAUGGGAAGAACGACGUCGAGGUGAUGGCGUUGGAUUUGUCCGACGCCGAGAGCGUGCGGGCGUUCGCAGAGGCGUAUAAAUACGAAAAGUUGGACAUUUUGGUGAACAACGCCGGGCUGAACGCGUCGAGCGGAUACCGAGGGCCGAAGACGACGAAACAGGGGUACGACAUAUGCAUGGGCGUGAAUUAUCUCGGACACUUCAUGCUCACGGCGCUGUUGAUGCCGAAAUUGAUGAAGAGCGACGACGCGCGCGUCGUGGCGCUGAGCUCGGUGACGACGUGGUUCGGAUCGAACAAGUAUCACUACUACUACAAGGGCGCGAGCAAGACCAAGGGAAACUACGGCUCGAGUAAACUCGCGUGUCUGGCGAUGACGGUAGAGAUGCAGCGACGGAUCGACGCGGCGUAUCCGAACAACAACGUGUCGUGCGUCGCCGCCGAUCCCGGUUUUGUCGCGAGCGACAUUUGGAGAGACUUCAACCCGGUUGUCCGAAAGAUCAUGGGCGUCUUGGCGCUCUCGCCCGCUCAAGGAGCGAUGACGAGCGUGAACGCGGCAUCGCUAAAGUCGAUCAAAAAGGCGACGCUUUACAUGCCAUUCUCGAUCAGGAUGUCCAAGCUGUUCAAAUUGAACAGAGGCGCUGCGUACACCUUUGGCAUGCCGCUCCUGUCCAAGAUUUUCGCUGGUUUCGGCGCCGACGCUAUGGCGCCACGCGCCAAGAAUGCCGAAACCAACGCCGCGCUAUGGGAUCUCAGCGUACAGUUCUGCAAAGAUAAUGGCCUCGACGCGAAGAAGUGCGAGGCACUCAAGUUGUAA